Molecule: messenger RNA, 903 nt
Organism: Thermochaetoides thermophila DSM 1495
Lineage: Eukaryota; Fungi; Ascomycota; Sordariomycetes; Sordariales; Chaetomiaceae
Exons: 4
Coding region: 1-903 (300 amino acids)
Biological process (GO): Golgi organization
Cellular component (GO): endoplasmic reticulum; endoplasmic reticulum-Golgi intermediate compartment; membrane
Source: RefSeq, a predicted model, not a curated record
AUGGCGCAGUUGCGAGGACCCGGCAGCUAUGGCAUUGGCGCCGCUCCCUUUGGUGCGCCAGCCGACGACAGGAAUGAACAGAGCGCGCUGGACACCAUCCGCCAGCACACCAGCAAGAUCGAGGACCUGCUUGACACCGUCAGCGGGCCCAUCAAGCCCUUCCUCCCUGCCAUCGGACGCUUCCUCAUCGUCUCUACCUUCCUCGAGGACUCUAUUAGAAUAAUAACACAAUGGAGCGAUCAGCUGAUCUAUUUGCAUAACUAUCGUCAUAUCCCUAAUGGCAUCACCCAUCUCUUCUUGAUCGGCAAUGUCAUUGCCAUGACCAUCUGCUCCGUCCUCGUCAUCCUCCGCAAGCACUCUGAGAAAGCUGUUGGUGGUCUGAUUGGCGUCGUAAUCGCCCAGGCUCUCGGCUACGGCCUCAUUUUUGACCUCAACUUCUUCCUGCGCAACCUGUCUGUCAUGGGUGGUCUCCUCAUGGUUCUGUCUGACUCAUGGGUGCGCAAGACCAAGGUCUUCGCGGGUCUUCCCCAGCUUGAGGAAAAGGACCGCAAGAUGUACUUCCAGCUGGCCGGCCGUGUCCUGCUGAUUUUCCUCUUCAUCGGCUUCGUAUUCAGCGGCGAGUGGUCCGUUUGGCGCAUUCUGGUCUCGCUGGUCGGUUUCGUGGCUUGCGUCAUGGUUGUUGUCGGCUUCAAGGCCAAGUUCAGCGCCACCCUGCUGGUUGUCAUUCUUAGCGUCUUCAAUGUUCUUGUCAACAACUUCUGGACUCUCCACGAGCAUCACCCCCACAAGGACUUUGCCAAGUACGACUUCUUCCAGAUUCUCUCGAUUGUCGGUGGUCUUCUGCUGCUGGUUAACAGCGGCCCGGGCCAGCUCAGCGUCGACGAGAAGAAGAAGGUCUACUAA